This is a messenger RNA of Miscanthus lutarioriparius, 336 nucleotides long. NCBI's taxonomy places the organism in Eukaryota, Viridiplantae, Streptophyta, Magnoliopsida, Poales, Poaceae. The record is from the annotation of a GenBank genome assembly.
AUGCACCUAUGCAGCACCAACAUCGCAGGAGAGCAGGAAGACAGAGGAUGCCUUCAGCUCGAGAUGGACGCCCCACCCCUCACUGACCUGAACCCACACGCCGACGUGGGGAUCCGCACAGAUAAGGCAUCCUCGCUACGAAGCGACCAGGGAUCUGGCCAGCCCUUCCAAUUCAGCCACAAGAAAUAUGAGGAGGAAAGCUUACAUCGAAUCAUAGGAGGCCGCCUAAAACUUGCCAACCGGUUCCGCCAGAUCUACGCGCUGCCGAAUCUCGCGCGGCUCCACGCGCUCCCCCAUGCUGCCGAGGCCACACGGCUUCCCUUGCUCGAGCGAUGA